Messenger RNA from Aedes aegypti (yellow fever mosquito), 2733 nucleotides. RefSeq names its product DNA replication licensing factor Mcm3 (gene Mcm3). Lineage: Eukaryota; Metazoa; Arthropoda; Insecta; Diptera; Culicidae. Gene Ontology annotation, biological process: DNA strand elongation involved in DNA replication; DNA replication; mitotic DNA replication initiation. Gene Ontology annotation, molecular function: single-stranded DNA binding; ATP binding; single-stranded DNA helicase activity. Bases 149 to 2602 code for a protein of 817 amino acids. Gene Ontology annotation, cellular component: MCM complex; nucleus. The record is from RefSeq and is a predicted model, not a curated record. The transcript has 3 exons.
CCACCGAUGGAAGCCAUUCCAUGCAUAAGGUUUCAGUGCUGGUGGACGAACUAUCGUGCUUAGCAUUUCGAGGUUUUAUUUUAGUUAAAAUUGUGGAAUAUUUAAGUUAAUUUAUCUCUAAAAUUCGUGUUACUUGUGCUGUUGAACCAUGGCGGACGAAGAUCAGCGAAUUCGUGAUGUUCAGCGGGAAUAUUUGGACUUUCUGGAUGAUGAGGAGGAUCAAGGAACCUACACGGCACACGUCCGUAAAAUGGUCACGGACAAUGCCAAACGCUUGGUUGUGAAUGUAAAUGACCUUCGCCGAAAGAAUCCUGCCCGUGCCCAAGCUUUGCUGAACAGUGCUUUUGAUGAGCAGUUGGCAUUCUCACGUGCCCUCAAAGAAUACGUGUCCACCGUGGACCCCAGCUAUGCCAAAACGCACGAGGAUUUCUUCGUUGCAUUUGAGGGCAGCUUCGGAAAUAAGCACGUUACACCGAGAUCGUUGACUUCCAGAUUCUUGGGAAAUUUGGUUUGCGUCGAAGGCAUCGUUACGAAGGUCUCCCUGAUCCGGCCGAAGGUGGUCAAGAGUGUCCAUUACUGCCCAGCUACCAAGAAAGUUAUGGAACGUCGCUAUACGGAUUUGACAUCGUUUGAUGCUGUGCCUUCAAGUGCGGUUUAUCCCUCCAAAGAUGACGAUGGCAAUAUCCUGGAAACGGAAUUCGGGUUGUCCGUGUAUAAGGAUCAUCAGACUUUAAGCAUACAGGAAAUGCCAGAGAAGGCCCCAGCGGGACAAUUGCCGCGAUCAGUGGAUGUUAUUUGUGACGAUGAUUUGGUGGACCGCUGCAAGCCAGGUGAUCGUGUCCAGAUCGUGGGUAAUUAUCGUUGCUUGCCAGGCAAACAGGGAGGAUACACAACGGGUACCUUCCGGACGAUCCUGAUCGCCAACAAUAUCUCCCAGUUGAACAAGGAAAGUACUCUGAACGUGACGCGGGAGGAAAUCAACCUGUGCAAGAAGUUGGCAAAGCACCACGAUAUCUUCGACGUUCUUUCGAAAAGCUUGGCUCCUUCCAUCCACGGCCACGAAUACGUCAAGAAAGCCAUUCUCUGCCUUCUGCUCGGAGGAAUUGAGAAAAACCUGGCCAAUGGAACUCGCCUUCGAGGAGACAUCAAUGUGCUCCUGAUUGGAGAUCCUAGUGUGGCAAAGUCUCAGCUGUUGCGCUAUGUGCUUAACACGGCUCCACGUGCCAUCACUACUACAGGUCGAGGUUCCAGUGGUGUUGGUUUGACCGCGGCCGUUACAACGGACCAGGAAACGGGCGAACGUCGCUUGGAGGCCGGUGCUAUGGUUCUGGCCGAUCGAGGUGUGGUGUGCAUCGAUGAAUUCGACAAGAUGAGUGACAUCGAUAGGACGGCCAUCCACGAAGUUAUGGAACAGGGUCGAGUGACGAUUUCCAAGGCGGGAAUUCAUGCCGCUCUCAAUGCCAGAUGCUCGGUUUUGGCUGCGGCCAAUCCUGUCUACGGAAGGUAUGACCAGUACAAAACCCCGAUGGAAAAUAUUGGCCUGCAGGAUUCUUUGCUGUCCCGUUUCGAUUUGCUGUUCGUCAUGUUGGACGUCAUCGAUAGCGAUCACGAUCGAAUGAUUUCCGAUCACGUGGUUCGAAUGCACCGUUAUCGCAAUCCGAAGGAGCAAGAUGGGGAUGUCCUUCCAAUGGGUGGUACCGCUGUGGAUAUGUUGUCCACUAUCAAUCCGGAAACACGCGACGAAAAGGAAACACCAAUGUACGAAAAAUAUGAUCCUCUUUUGCACGGAAAUACCCGCAAGAAGACCGAUCAAAUUUUGUCGGUUGAUUUCAUGCGAAAGUACAUUCAUAUUGCCAAGUGCCUAAAGCCCAAAUUGACGGAAGCUGCAUGUGAAUUGAUUUCCAAUGAAUACUCUCGUCUUCGCUCGCAAGAUAUGAUGGAUUCUGGUGUAGCUAGAACACAACCGGUUACGGCUCGUACUCUGGAAACCUUGAUUCGUCUAUCGACCGCUCACGCCAAGGCUCGGAUGGCCAGAACCGUUACUGAAAAAGAUGCCCAGGCUGCGAUCGAGUUGAUCCAGUUUGCCUAUUUCAAGAAGGUGUUGGAAAAGGAAAAGAAGAAGCGCAAGCGUGCCGAAGACGAUUCCGAAGGCGAAGAACAAGAAGAGGAUGACGAAGAGGAAACACCAUCAGGAACUCAAAGCGCACGUGCCAAUCGACGUGCGAAGCGUACCCGUACCGAAGAUCAAGAAUUGUCCGACACUGAGGAACUGGUGACACCGGCACCGGAUGCUGGUGAUCUUACCAAGAGACCAACCAUCUCUGCUCCUGGAACAAGCGGCAGCACACCCUCGACGGUUCCGAUGGAAACCGAAGAAGUCGUGGAAAUCUCCGAGGACAGAUUCAAAAUUUUCAAGCAGGGCGUUUCACAAGUAUUCCGUCAAGCUCGGGAGCAAUCUAUGGCAGUGCCCCGUCUCACCAAGCACAUUAACGAAAACAGUGGUGCGGAGGCAUUCUCCACAGGUGAAGUGAAAGCAGCCAUCGCUCGGAUGACCGACGAUAAUCAGAUUAUGAUGCACGAUGACGUUGUGUUCCUGAUCUAAGCAUUUGAUUUUUUUUACUUUACAUAUAUUUUGUACCUUACUACGUUUACUGUUAAAAUAUAUCAUUAGCUUAAGUAUCGUAAAAUUGUUCAAUAAAAACAAAUUUUUAAGUCACACAACAAGUACUAAUA